Molecule: messenger RNA, 3141 nt
Organism: Pangasianodon hypophthalmus (striped catfish)
Lineage: Eukaryota; Metazoa; Chordata; Actinopteri; Siluriformes; Pangasiidae
Gene: wnt5b
Product: wingless-type MMTV integration site family, member 5b
Exons: 6
Coding region: 918-2030 (370 amino acids)
Biological process (GO): cell fate commitment; neuron differentiation; multicellular organism development
Cellular component (GO): extracellular region
Molecular function (GO): frizzled binding; cytokine activity
Source: RefSeq, a predicted model, not a curated record
CUGGACAGAGAGAGUGAGAAGAGGAGGGCAGGCCUAUUCACAAACUCUCAACUCCAAACCCAUUCAAUGUCUAACUCAGUUCACUUAGCGCUGGAACGCGGGGACGCGCAUUUACUCCGGCUCUGCUCAGACACUUUGGGGAACUUUUUACAGCCUGGAGAUUAAACAGGCUGUGUGAGGGGUUGAUGAUUGCUUCUAGAGAUAGUUGGAAAGAACAUCAGAGCAGUUCAGGUUUAUUUUGUUACUAUCUGAUUUCUGAGUUCGUAUUGGAGCGAAUCUGAUUUGUCGGGAACGCGCCGCUCCUCGUGUUUAAACCACAACACUCAAAGUUCACACACGUCUGGUUUCCACCUGUUGCAUUGUAGUGGCGGUGGUGCUGCUGGUGUUGGUGUUGAAUCAGGACGUGGAGAGGAGAGGAGAGGAGAGGAUCAGGGCCGGAGCUGAGGAGCAGCACCGCCACCCGACACCACACUCCUGCCUGCUGGCGCACAGACCUCACUGUUUACCUCCACAGCUAAACAACCGGAGCUCAGAAAUAAGUUACACUUAGACCUUUCCAGGAGUAUAAUUUGUACUUUUUCCAAUACUUUGUGUAAAAAUCAGAGUGCCGUCCUGUAGAUCAGCUUGCAGAUCUGUGGAGCUUGGAGAAAGUUUUGGAAAGCGGCGCACAACCACGACGCACUUUCUGUUCCUCCUGCUCUGCCAAACAAGAUCACGUCAGACCGGGACCGCUGAUAAUCACCCGAUAUUGCUCCACCUCGGUGAAGAAAUUUGUGAGGUGAAAACCCGCUGUGAGCGCUGCUCCAGGCUGACGACACUGGUGGGUUUCUGACUGGAGCUUGGGAGUUUAAAGCCACCAAAGCAAGACUCUCAACUCCUCAGCUCAAUCGGAUUGACGCAGAGCUCACAGAGGAGAGAUGGAUGUCGGAAUGAGGCAGACGCACAGCGCCUCGGCAGGAGUCCACCUACUGCUGGCACUCACACUGAUCGCCUGUAACUCUCAGCUUCUGGUGCAGGCUAACUCGUGGUGGUCUUUGGCCAUGAACCCUAUCCAGAGGCCAGAGAUGUACAUCAUAGGCGCACAGCCUCUCUGCAGCCAGCUCACAGGCCUGUCUCAGGGCCAGAAGAAGCUGUGCCAGCUCUACCAGGACCACAUGGUCUACAUCGGCGACGGCGCAAAGACGGGCAUCAAGGAGUGCCAGUAUCAGUUCAGGCAGAGGAGGUGGAACUGCAGCACCGUGGACAACACAUCUGUAUUCGGCCGCGUCAUGCACAUAGGCAGCAGGGAAGCAGCGUUCACGUACGCCAUCAGCGCAGCAGGUGUGGUGAACGCAGUGAGCCGAGCUUGCAGGGAAGGCGAGCUCUCAACAUGCGGCUGCAGCCGAGCCGCUCGACCCCGAGACCUGCCGAGAGACUGGCUGUGGGGCGGCUGCGGGGACAACGUCAACUACGGAUACCGCUUCGCUCGGGAGUUCGUGGACGCACGAGAGCGAGAGAAGAACUACCCCAAGGGUUCGAUAGAUCAUGCACGCACGCUAAUGAACCUGCAGAACAACGAGGCUGGACGAAUGGCGGUGUAUAAUCUGGCUAAUGUGGCGUGUAAGUGCCAUGGCGUCUCCGGUUCGUGCAGUCUGAAGACUUGCUGGUUACAGCUUGCUGACUUCCGGCGUGUUGGUGAGUUCCUGAAGGAGAAGUACGACAGCGCCACGGCCAUGCGCAUCAACCGGCGUGGCAAGCUGGAGCAGGUGAACCAGCGCUUCAACGCUCCCACCUCUGAGGACCUGGUGUACAUCGACCCGAGCCCGGACUACUGCCUGCGCAACGAGAGCACGGGCUCGCUGGGAACGCACGGCCGUCUCUGCAACAAGACCUCGGAGGGCAUGGACGGCUGUGAGCUGAUGUGCUGCGGCCGCGGAUACGACCAGUUCAAGACCUACAAGCACGAGCGCUGCCACUGCAAGUUCCACUGGUGCUGCUACGUCAAGUGCAAGCGUUGCACGUCACUCGUCGACCAGUUCGUCUGCAAGUAACCAAGACACUGGUUAGAGACACACUGAGCAAUUAGCAGGCGAGAUGGGGACGGACCUUCUGGGGCCCAGAAGGAGUGAAAUGUACUAAAAUGAUAAAUAAAAUCUAAAGAAAUGUUUAAGUAUAGGUAUUAAUUAAGUACAAGCGUGUGGUGGAUGGUGAUUUUUCGACACUUUGCUUUCACUCAAGAGGAAAAGACGAGGUAUGAUGAGAAGGAAGUUUUGCUUUCAGGCCUUCUUUCCCUUGGUAGCGUCUCAUGAGAAAGAAACUGUCUACAAAAACAGAUUUAUCACGCUAGUAAUCCAGCAUGCUGCUCCGCCCACUCCUCUCACGGACGCUCCCUAAACCUCCCCUGCGACAGAGCUCUUAAAAUCCUCGGGUCAGCCCCUGACCUCGAAUGCUGGACUAUGGAUGAUGCUGUGUGUGUUGACCUGUGAAAUCUAUGUUGCUAGUUAAAGCAUUUAUAGUCACCAAAAUGUCUGACUGUACCCUGAUGAUUUAAAAGCACCACCAGACACUAGUUUUUGACCUUGAGAAGCUUUUAGCUCGGUUCACUAUGAACUGUUGUGACGUUCAGAGCUCUCUCUGUCUGUGAGGGUCUUCCCUCUUACCGUCAUCUCGAGGAAUUUCAUCUCCUCCAAGGAUAUCCAAUGAUCAAGUGCCUCAAAACAGUGAGCCACGUAUUCAGAUUUUAAAAAAGAGCAAAGGAAAAAAAUGGGGCUUUGUGAUAAGGACUGCAAAAUAAUAUUUUAGCCAAACAACAGUGGUUCAGAUUAUAUUUUAUUAAUUGCUUGUCAUGUUAUACAUCGUAUGUAUUGUUCUGAUUAUUAUUUUUUGAUACAGAGGCUUCUACUGUCGAGUUUUUAUUUUAGCAGGGGCAAUAUAGCCAGGCCAUGGAGGAAGAUUUUAGUAAAAUGGCCUUUUGUCAAUCAGUGAGUGAAUGCAAAACUUGUAAAUAACAGUCCAUGUAUGCAAAUUACACUUCAUGAUUACGACGUCCAUGAUUUUAUAUGUUAAUCCAGAUCGUUUGCUGGCUAAUGACCAUAUGCUUGUUGUGUAUAUGUAUUUCCCCAUCAUUCAAACCAGUAAUAUUAAAAUUAUUAAUAGAGAUGA